Molecule: messenger RNA, 2821 nt
Organism: Manis pentadactyla (Chinese pangolin)
Lineage: Eukaryota; Metazoa; Chordata; Mammalia; Pholidota; Manidae
Gene: TM7SF3
Product: transmembrane 7 superfamily member 3
Exons: 12
Coding region: 184-1896 (570 amino acids)
Source: RefSeq, a predicted model, not a curated record
GUUCGGGUCGCGGGGCACUCGCCGGAAGGGGGACCCUCCUGCAGCGGCGGGAGCGCGGCCGGGCUGCUCACCAGCACUGCGGGGCUGCCGGUUGUGCGACGCGUGCACCUGGCGAACGAUGACGCCGGGCGCGAGCGCCCCGGGGUAGCGUGGGCGGUGCUGCGGGGCUCGGCCCGGGCGGCUAUGGGGCUCCUUUGGCUGCCGGUCCUGGCGGUGCUGGCGUCGGAAGUAAGGGUGGCUGGUGGAGCCGAGACCUUCCGGAACUCCACCGAGGGUCUUCUUGAAUUUUCUUUGGGGAAAUUUAGAUACUUCAAGCUCGCCCGGGCCUUUCCAGAGGAAGCUAUUUUGCGUCAUAUUUCCAGCAAUGUGACUUUUCUUAUUUUCCAAAUACACUCACAGUAUCAGAAUACAACAGUUUCUUUUUUUAAGACCCCCCUUCUCAAUGCCUCAGCGACGGGCACCGACAGAGGCCUGGUUUUCAUUCUUCAGCCAGAGCAGAACAUGAGCACUUGGUUCUUGGAGACUACGAAUGCUGAGCCUGUCCUAAACGUGGCCAUUAUGCUCUCCUACUCAGAAAGAGAUCCUAUCCCCGGAGGCUGUAAUUUGGAGUUUGACUUAGAUAUUGAUCCCAACAUUUACUUGGAGUAUGAUUUCUUUGAAACAACCAUCAAAUUUGCCCCAGCGAACCUAGGCUAUGCAAGAGGCACAGAUCCUCCAUCAUGUGACCUUGGGACAGGACAAGAUUCUAGGUGGAGGCUGCAGUAUGAUGUCUAUCAGUAUUUUCUUCCUGAGAAUGACCUUGCUGAAGAGGACUUCCUAAAUCAUCUGCAGAGAAUGACUGAGGUACCUCAGGUGAAGGCCAAUGCUAUCAAGGUGGUUACUCUAACAGCUAAUGACAAGACAAGUGUUUCCUUUUCCUCCCUCCGUGGACAAGAUGUCAUUUAUAAUGUCAUUGUUUGGGACCCACUUCUAAAUACAUCUGCUGCUUAUGUUCCUGCUCACACAUAUGCUUGCAGCUUUGAUGCAGUGGAGGAUAAUUGUUCUUCCCUUGGAAGAGUAUCUACCAAAGUGUUCUUCACUCUGCUUGCCCUGCUUGGUCUCUUCAUUUGUUUCUUUGGGCACAGAUUCUGGAAAACAGAAUUAUUCUUCAUAGGCUUUAUCUUCGUGGGAUUCUUCUUUUAUAUACUGAUUGCAAGACUGACAGCUCUUAAGUAUGAUGUCCGUCUGAUUCUGACCGCCAUUGCUGGAAGCGUCGGUGGGAUCGUCCUGGUGGCUGCUUGGUGGCGAUUUGGAGUCCUCACGCUCUGCAUGCUGUGUGUGGGCCUGGUGCUGGGGUUCCUCGUCUCGGCUGUGACUUUCUUCACUCCACUGGGAGACCUGAAGGUUUUUCGGGAUGAUGUCGUGUUCUGGGUGACCUUCUCUUGUAUAGCAAUUUUCAUUCCAGUGGUUUUCAUGUGCUGCCUAAGAAUACUGAACAUCCUGACUUGCGGAUUCACCGGCGCCUAUUCAGUGGUCUUGGCUGUUGACAGUUACGUAUACACAGGCCUUUCUUACAUCACUUUGAACGUACUCAAGAGAGCCCUCAACUCGGAUUUCCGCAGAGCUUUCACGUAUGAGCCUUUCCAAACUAAUGACUUUAUUAUCCUGGCUGUGUGGGGGAUGCUGGCUGUAAGUGGAAUUACAUUACAGAUUCGAAGAGAAAGAGGGCGACCGUCUUUCCCCCCCCACCCAUACAAGUUAUGGAAGCGAGAGAAGGAACGCAGAGUGACGAACAUUCUGGAUCCUAGCCACCACGUCCCUCCAUUGAGAGAGAGGCUCGGUGGCCGAUUAGCCCAGAUCAAAGAGCUCUUUCAGAAGGAACAGCCAACUGGAGAGAGAACUCCCCUGCUUCUCUAGAUGCUAGAGGGCUUGGUCAGUGUGAUCUUGACGUACAGCCCAGGCUCGGCUUCAGCUGUGCUGCGUAUGCCCAGCCUGCUUCAGCCAUCGCCUGAGCAAGUCUGAUAAGAAAAGAGCUUCUGUAUCUGUGCAUUGCAUGGUAUCCUGGUGUCUUAUUGAUACAUGGUAAGCGUGUGGCAGGGAGAUUAUGGUAAUUCUAAGUAAGAGAGAGAAAGGUGACCAAAAAGUUAGUGGUAGGGAAGUUUUCCUUAUUUUUAAACCUUUUGGUUUAUAAAUAUAUGAUCAACUUAUUCCAUUAAAGAUACACUAAAAAAAAAAAAAGAUUAAAAAAAGAGUGAUUCUCCUGUAAGCCCUGGUGUUUCUCUAUAAGCCCAUGAACCGUCCUAUCACCUGAGUCUGUCUAAACUUAUGGGGGUUGGGGGGGCACAGAAGGGGGGUUUAUUUAAGAGUUAGACUUCAUUUGGCACUGUGUUCAGAGGUUUAGAGAUUUGAUAUUGGGCCUUUGAACAUCAGAAUACUAAAGAAGAGUUAACUUAUUUUUUACUAAAAGCGGUCAGAUUUACUUAGCUGCAUCUUUCUAAGUAUUAUAUAUUAUCAGGAGGUACCUUUCUUCUUUUAUUCCAUUGUGGGAAAAUAUACAUUUCCCAUAUCAAUCAUUUUUAAGCAUGUUAUUCAGGAGGUACCCUUUGUUUUAUACUUUUAUUGCUUAAAAUGGUAAUUUAAAUAGUUAAAUCAUUUCAGUCACUUGAAAAUAGAUCAUUUAUACAGAUGAUAGAACUAUUAUAUGGAUGACAUUUCCAAAUAAUGGCCUGUGUUUUCUAUCAGGGCCUUUUAAAAUCACGUUGACGGCUGAUCUUGAAUUUAAACUGCAUUAGAUGACAUGAAUUGUUUUGUUUCUGGAAAUAAAUUGGCUCCUAUCUUAAUC